Messenger RNA from Cryptomeria japonica (Japanese cedar), 1155 nucleotides. RefSeq lists its product as uncharacterized. Lineage: Eukaryota; Viridiplantae; Streptophyta; Pinopsida; Cupressales; Cupressaceae. The record is from RefSeq and is a predicted model, not a curated record. The coding region runs from base 1 to 1155 and encodes 384 amino acids. Gene Ontology annotation, molecular function: zinc ion binding; nucleic acid binding. The transcript has 2 exons.
AUGGAGGAGGAGGAGAGUAUUGCAGCCUACUUUCUGAGAGUUGAUGAAGUGGUGAAUGCCUUGAAAGGUCUUGGAGAUACCGUUGAAGACAAAACUAUGGUUCAUAAGAUUUUGCGCACACUGCCCCUGAAGUUUGAUGUCAAAGUUUCUGUUGUUGAAGAAAUGUUAGACUUGAACAAGCUCACUAUAGACAAGUUGUAUGGAAUCCUGACUGCAUAUGAAAUGCGUACCAAUGUUGAGAACCCAUCAAAAAGAGAAACAACCUUUAAAGCUUCAAAGAAGGGUAAAGAAAAGGAGCAAAAAUCCAGUGAAAGCUCAGAAGAAGAUUCAGAGGAUGAAGUUGCUCAUCUUGUUAGAAAAUUAAAAAGAGGAUCUGGUAAAUACAAGGGAAAGUUGCCUUUGAAGUGCUUUAACUAUGGGAAGAUAGGUCACUUUGCAUCAAAGUGUCCCUAUGAGAAAGAGGAGGGCAGCGAUGAUGAAAGAGAUUCUAAGUUCAAAAAUUCCAAGAAGUUUGUCAAAAGGGGAAAGAAGUUUCAAAGAUUCAAGAAAAGUCUCUAUUCGAAAGAAGAUAGUGACUCUUUCCUUAGUAGUGAGGAAGAAAAUCAUAAUGAUGAAAUUUUAUUCAUGGUUGUUGAAGACACUCAAGAAGUAGACUAUUUUGAUGAAGAAGAUGUGGAGGUUGAUCUCGAACAAGAGUUGAUUAGUGCUCUCAAUGAGAUCAAGAUAUUAAAAAGUAAAAAUCAAAAUCUCAAGUUUCUGCUACAAGAAGAAAAUGGUAAAGUUUCUGAGAAAAUGUUGGCUCUAGAAGCUGCUGAAAAGAUGGUAACUAAUCUAAAAAAUCAGAUUGAAGAAAGUAAAAAGGUUGUAGAAGACCUCAGAAAACAACACAAAGCCAAGGAGGCUACUUGUGAGAAACUUGAAAGAGAAAUUGUGUCAUUAAGAAAGCUUGAAAAGUCCUCUCAACAGUUCAGCAAGGAAAACAUCUUUCAAAAUAAUGUUAUGUCACUAGAUGACUUAUUGAACUCUCAAAAGCAGUCCCUUGACAAGAGUGGAGUUGACCAUGAUGAAGGUCAAUGCUCAAAAUCUGUUGAAGCUAUUAUGGCCACAAGGCUGGAAAUUGCAGAAGAUUUCCUAAAAGAAAUUUCAGUUUUAUAA